GGCUCGGCUCGGCUCCUCGUACCGCCAUGGGGCUGCUGCUCUGGCUGCUGGUGCAGCUGGGCGCGGGAUCCGCGGCGUACGUGGUGUACGUGGAUGUCCGGCGAGCCGAGCGGCCCCUGGAGCACUUUUGGAGGAGCACUGGCUUCUGCCCUCCUUUACCUCACAGCCGUGCUGACCUGUUUGACCUGAGCAAAGACCAAGAGAUGAACCUUGCCUACAUUUCUUCUGUUCCACAUGGUGGCAUUGAACAAGUUCGAAUUCACUGGUUACUGGAAUUAGUUGCUCUCAGAGUGUUCAAUGGGAAGCUUCACUACAAUUUUACUGCCUUGGAUAACCUUAUGGAUCGCCUGUGGGAAAAUAAGCUAAUUCCAGGAUUUGAAUUGAUGGGGAAUCCAUCAGGAUAUUUUUUAGAUUUUGAAGAUAAAGAACAAGUAGUAAGAUGGAGAAACUUAAUUACACUUCUGGCCAGCAGAUACAUAGCUAGAUAUGGAUUGGAGCAUGUUGCUAAAUGGAAUUUUGAAACAUGGAAUGAACCAGACCACAACGACUUCGACAAUGUGUCUAUGACAGUGAAAGGGUUUCUCAACUAUUAUGAUGCUUGCUCAGAAGGAUUAAGAGCCGCCAGUCCCCUACUAAAAUUUGGAGGGCCAGGGGAUUCCUUCCACCCCUUACCCAAGUCACCCAUAUGCUGGAGUCUUCUGUGUCAUUGCUACAAUGGAACCAACUUCUUCACAGGGGAGACUGGUGUAAGGCUGGACUACAUCUCUCUCCAUAAGAAGGGAGGUGGGAGUUCUCUCUACAUCUUGCAACAAGAAGUAGAAGCAGUGGAACAAAUUCAGAAGCUGUUUCCAAAUUUUGCUUCUGUUGCCAUAUACAACGAUGAAGCAGAUCCAAUGGUUGGAUGGUCCAUUCCACAACUGUGGCGAGCUGAUGUGACAUAUGCAGCUAUGGUUGUAAAGGUAAUCAUCCAGCAUCAAAACCUGCUCAUUUCCAAAGCCAACAACAGCAUCAACUACACACUGCUGAGUAAUGACAAUGCCUUCUUGAGCUACUACCCCCAUUACUUCACACAGCGGACUCUGACAGCACGUUUUCAGAUGAACAAUACAAAGCCACCUCAUGUCCAGAUGGUGCGGAAACCAGUGCUGACUGUCAUGGGCUUGCUGGCACUGCUAGGAGAAAAGCAGAUUUUUGCAGCAGUGAACAGCAGUGAAGGUGAAAGCACAAUUGGCGUCCUGGCAUCUGUGCACACCCCAAGUGAGAUGCAGCCCUCAGACAGUUGGCAAGCUACUCUACUGAUGUAUUCAAGUGCGGAUAACAGGACUUCAUCCAACAUCACCACCGUCACAGUGAAUGCCACCCACGUCCCCAAACUUAGAGAGCUGGUGUAUGUGACAUAUUACCUGGAUAACAACCAAACCAAUCCCUACCUGAAGUGGAAAAAGCUAGGAAGCCCUGACUUCCCUUCCCCAGAACAGUUCCAGCAAAUAAGGGAUGCUGAGGACCCAGUGGCAACAGGCCCAUUCCCAUUUCCUGAAGGUGGCAUCCUGACACUGAAGCAAGACUUUCCCAUUCCCUCAGUCUUUCUUAUCCACAUUUGUGCAAGACCCAGAUCUGUUCCUGAUCAAGUGACCGGUGUUCAUUUGAUCCCUCUCACAAAGGGGCAGGUCAUUGUGUUGUGGGACGAUAGCUGUGUAAAUUCAAAAUGUAUAAAGACAUUUGAAGUGGAGUUCUCACCAGAUGGAAAAGCGUACCGGCGGAUUAAUGCCAAAGACACAAUAUUCACUCUCUGGGUCUACAGUCCAGGAAGCUCAGUCUCCGGCUUUUACAGAGUGCGUGCCAUUGACUAUUGGGGGAAGGCAGGCCUGUCCUCUCUUCCUGUGGAGUACGUUGAAGCUUUCAAGUGACUCUGAAGAGUGGUGCCUGGCUUGGUGACUGAGUGGUGUAUGCUCCCUUCAAAUGACAACUCCCCAGAAAAAUAAACUCCUCCCAGGCUGAGGAGGGAGUAUCAAAAUGACCUGAUGAAGCAGGCUAGGAAUGCAAGUUAUAAGCUACUGCCCCUAUUAACUCUUCAGAGCAAAAAAGGCAGCAUUAUCAAACAGCCACAACUGACAACCCAACUGGUACAAUUAUAAGAGGCUGCUGUAGGGCUGGGAUUCAGCUUGGUAACUAGGAAUUACGGGAAUAAAUGUUUAUUAUUCCCUAUUUUACACUGAGCUAAUAGCCAGGAUAACCAGAGCUUUAUAGAGGUCACAAACUGCAGCAGGAACAGGAGCAUCGCUUCACUGUAUGAGUGAGGAUGGCAGCAAAGGCACAAGGAGAACCUGUCUGAGAGUGAACUGCCUGCCUCAGCUGCCCGGCUGUCUUGACAUAAUGGUUUGAUGGAAAAGCGCACAGCAACCAGAUGCGCCUGGAGCAUGAAGUGAAGGAUUCCUGCUUCUCCACUGGUUAGUCACACAUGCUCCAGUGGGUUAUUUCAGAGCACUUGCCAUGUCUUCAGAUGUAUGAGGUUCUUCACCCCAUCACAGAGGGGUUUCCACCCAGCUCUCUCUGCAUUUGUGGCUAUUUGGAUGCCAGAGAUACUCCCCUCACACAGGCAGAGGAAGGGGUAGCAGCUCAUCCUCAAAGGGGAAGAAGGCAAAGGAAGCUCUGGUCUCCAGACUUUCCUGCCUUUUCUGCUUUCUGCUUUUGCCCAAGUCACCUGUUUGCACUGUGGCCAUCAGCCACUGCCUCUUUGUGGUGGAGGCUCUAACCCUGAAAGCCCCUCUUUCUCUCCAUUGCUGUCACCUAGCCUGGCCUUCUACAGCCCUUACAGCUAACAUCUCUCACCAGCAUGCCACCCCUCCCAGACUGUAAGUGACCUAAGGCUUGGCGUUUGAUGGCCAGGAGAAAGCUGAAAUGCUAGUUAGAGCCUUUUGUGUUUUCAUGUUACAGGAGAGCACACUCUUGAAUGUAACAGGACAGCUCUGCCAACCGCUUAGGAAAUUAAUCAAGAACAGUUUGAGCUUCUGUGCUUUGCAUAGCAUGUGCACAAGUGUGUGAUAGCCCCAGAUCAUGGGCUGCAGAACACCUCUGGCUGCCCUUGCAGCUGCCGAACACUUUAUGUAAUGGCAAAGUUCCCUGAAAUUGCAGGGGUGUUUUUUUACUCUCCCCUUUUCACAACUGGCACAGUUUGAACUGUGCCUUUAAAAUGCUUGUAGAGGGAAGGAUAAUGCCAGUGAAAACAGCUGGUGUGUUUUCCAUAAGAGGAGCAACUUUGUCGCACAAACAAAUCCCCUAGUGCGCUCUUUGCUGACAUCAGCCACCUCACCAACAUAACAACAAAGACUGCAUAUUUGAUGAAACAUUCAGGUCUCAGACAAAAAAAACAAGUUUGCACAGUAGGAGAGAGCUGAACUACCUCAAAUGGCCUCACUUUUACAGCACAGAAAAGAAACAUAUAUAAAAAGUUAGUAUAUAUGAAAUGAGGCCUUGUAUCUCCUUACCUUCUGGGCAUUUAUUCAUGUACUUAUCCUGAAAGUUAGCCUUAAAAGAUUCAUUUUGUCACAGAAUUCAGAUGAAAUAUUUUUUGCCUCACAGAAAUUUGAAUAAGGAGCACUUCUCACAUCCUAAUCUGCCAAUGCAUCACCCAUAAAGGCUUGUGCAGAACAGAAAAGGGCCAUUGGACUCUACUUAAGUGAUAACUUUCUCGGUUUCAAAAAAGUCAAUGAGAAGUUCUACUUGGAUGGAGAUAGUAAGAAUACAUUUCAAAGUUGUUAUAACUGCCACCCCUGUCUGUCACUAAGUCCCUCUCUUAGGGCUAAACAUCAUCCAAAGUGUGGAAGGCACAGUGCUUUUUCAGGUAUUUUCCUUAAGUGGCAAAUAUGCGUAGAAAGCAGAGCUGACUAAAAAUGGUGCACUCUCUGUUCAGAACCAAGUUUUGAAUAUACAGCAAGACUAGUUUCUUCUUUUUUACUGCUUUGGUAUAAACUUACUCCUUUAAGCAAUAAGCAAGUCUCAACAACUGCAGCAGAGAAGAGAAUUUGCUAUUUCCAGGCUUGAAUUUAUUUCCAACAAAGUAUGGAAGUUUUGGGCUGCCCUUGUUUUUUUUAUAAUUUAAUGUAUACAGAAAAAUGCUAUUUAAUACUUGAAACUUGAGUUUUCUGUAACCAUCUGUCACUGGCUCUGUCUGAUAGAACUUCCAAAAUUGCAUGUUUAACUCUACCAUCUCCUCCAUUAUAGGGCAGCGAUCAGCUCCCCCUCAUCGUUUCAGUUUUCAGAAGUGCCAGAUGUGCAUAGCACUAAGUGGGAGUAGCAGGUGCUCAGUAGUUCUGUAGCAUCAGAACCAAAGCAAGCCUGCAGAGCACUCAGAUAUGUCUCUCGCUGGCCAUAAAUCCAAACAGGAAAAUCUAACUGCAACUGCAAGAUGAGGUUCUUUGCCUACUAUCCAAGUAAAAGCUUCUGAAGCUAUGUAACAAUUUAGCAACUGUUAAAAUGAAUGCUAGGGAAAAACCUUUCAAAGGAGUGUUUUAUAUUGGCUAAUUGUGUCUAUGCUGCAUUUGUUACCAUAUUUUGUGCUACCCAAUAAAACCAGUUUUUAAUCCUUCACAUGAACCCUGUAAAAA
This is a messenger RNA of Grus americana (Whooping crane), 4604 nucleotides long. RefSeq names its product alpha-L-iduronidase (gene IDUA). The coding region runs from base 27 to 1907 and encodes 626 amino acids. Gene Ontology annotation, biological process: carbohydrate metabolic process. The transcript has 14 exons. NCBI's taxonomy places the organism in Eukaryota, Metazoa, Chordata, Aves, Gruiformes, Gruidae. The record is from RefSeq and is a predicted model, not a curated record. Gene Ontology annotation, molecular function: L-iduronidase activity.